AUGGAGUUUGUCAUUGGACACACUUGGGAUGGCAUACCCGUGAGCCACGAGCCUGCAACAGUGCGACUGAAGCCGGGCAAAGCAGGACUGCUAAUGGAAGUUAGUGCUCCCUUCUUUAAUGAUCCUCCAGCACCACUUGGAGAGCCAGGGAAGCCCUUCAGUAGCCUGUGGGACUAUGAGGUUGUAGAAGCAUUUUUCUUGAGUGACAGAGCUGAACAGUAUUUAGAAGUUGAACUUUGUCCUCAUGGACAACAUUUGCUGCUGCUUCUUUCUGGCAGAAGAAGAGUAUGGAAAGAAAAUCUUCCUUUAGAAUUUGAUGUGACCAGAAUGGAAGACAAAUGGGAGGGGCAAGCUUGUCUUCCUUGGAGUUAUUUUCCACCAUACACCAACAAGUUUAAUGCCUUUGCAAUUCAUGGUUCGGGAGUAGAGAGAAAAUAUGAAGCGCUUCAUCCUGUGCCUCGACAUGAACUGCACGAGGGACAGAAGCCAGACUUUCAUCGUCUGGAUUUUUUCAAAGAAUUGAACCUGAAAGCACUAAUGGGAGAAGACUGGAAGCAGCCUGAAUCAGAUAUAUGGAAAUGUCUUUGA
Tinamus guttatus (white-throated tinamou) is the source of this 588-nucleotide messenger RNA. It is a transcript of the gene CUNH4orf33, whose product is annotated as chromosome unknown C4orf33 homolog. The record is from RefSeq and is a predicted model, not a curated record. Lineage: Eukaryota; Metazoa; Chordata; Aves; Tinamiformes; Tinamidae.